Messenger RNA from Haplochromis burtoni (Burton's mouthbrooder), 4649 nucleotides. RefSeq names its product coagulation factor C homolog, cochlin (Limulus polyphemus) (gene coch). Bases 193 to 1872 code for a protein of 559 amino acids. The transcript is spliced from 15 exons. Lineage: Eukaryota; Metazoa; Chordata; Actinopteri; Cichliformes; Cichlidae. The record is from RefSeq and is a predicted model, not a curated record.
UGUGUGUGUGUCUUGUGAGAGCGAACGCUUAUUUAAAGGGCUACCUCUCUCUCGCCAGGCGAUCGACACCAGCUCAGCAUUGUCAUUUUACCGCCUGCUGCUCCUUCCAGGGAAUAACGUGUGAACAGUCUGAACAGUUUUCCUCAGAGACGUCUGCUGAAGAAACAGUUCUAUACUGAGCUUGUUGCAGAAAUGCCUCAGCUGUCUGUGCUGCUGCCUCUGACAGGCCUUUUGUUCCUGCUCUCCUCAGUACUUGGCUCAGAAGUUAGUGUGCCCUAUCCAGUGACCUGUACAACACGUGGAGCAGACCUGACCCAGGACACCGUGGUGGUUUUAUGUCCACCACAGUGCACACAGUGGAGGAUGUCUGUGUUUGGGACAGGAGUCUAUGCUGCUGUCUCAUCCAUCUGUGGAGCUGCAGUCCACAGAGGUAUCCUGGGCCCAGCUGGGGGCCCUGUUAGGGUUCAUAGGCUGCAGGGACGGCACAACUACAUCAGCUCAUAUGCCCACGGUAUACACUCACAGGCCCUGUCUCACUGGACCGCCUCCUUCAGCCUCACCAGUAGGUGGAACAACUUUGAGCCCAUUAAUGUUCCACAGGAGCUGAUCAGCGAGACCAGCACCACAGCUCUUCCUGCAGCUGCGCGACCAGUAAAGAAACUGCUGAAGAAGCCAUCAGUGAAAAAAGCCCUGGCAGGUGGGAAUAAAGAUUGUCAGAUGGACAUUGCGAUGGUGAUUGACAGCAGCAGCAAUAUUGGGCAGCGGAGGUUUAACCUGCAGAAGAACUUUAUUGCCAAACUGGCGGCUAUGCUAAGAGUCGGACCAAUAGGACCUCAUAUUGGUUUAAUACAGGCCAGUGACUCUCCCAGGACAGAGUUCCUACUGACUAACUACACUCAACCUAAAGAGCUGUUGUUUGCUAUUAAGGAGCUGGCCUACCUAGGAGGAGACUCCAAUACAGGUAAAGCCAUCAUGCAUACAGCAGAGACCUUUUUCUCUCAGGAGAAUGGGGGGAGAAGGGGUCACCCCCGGGUGAUGAUGGUGUUAAUUGAUGGCUGGCCAUCUGAUGACCUGGACCAGGCGGCCAUGUUGGCCAGAGAGAGUGGGAUCAAUGUCUUUCUGGUGUCUGUCGCCAAACCAGCGCCUGAGGAGCUCAGCAUGGUUCGAGACAAAGACUUCAUGAAGAAGGCUGUGUGUAAAGACAACGGUUUCUUCAGUUAUCCAAUCCCCAGCUGGUUCAGCACCACCAAACACAUCAGACCUCUCAUUCAGAGACUCUGUUCACUAGACGGCCUGCUCUGUAGUAAAACCUGUUACAAUUCUGUGAACAUCGGCUUUCUCAUCGAUGGUUCAUCUAGCGUUGGGGAUGGGAAUUUCCAACUUGUCCUGGAAUUCCUAGCAGGAAUUGCAAGAAGCUUUGAAAUCUCAGAUGUGGGAGCUCACAUUGGUGCAGUGCAGUUCACCUAUGAACAGAGAUUAGAGUUUGGCCUGUCUGACUACUCAAACAAGGACGAUGCCAUCAAUGCUCUGAGAAGGAUCUCCUACAUGAGUGGAGGAACAUCGACCGGUUCAGCCAUAAGCUACACCACUCAGAACCUGUUCAGACGAACAGGACCGGGUCGCAAUUUUCUCAUAGUGGUGACAGAUGGCCAAUCGUAUGAUGACGUCAGAGGCCCAGCAAUGGCUGCACAUAAGCAAGGCAUUACCAUCUUCUCAGUGGGCGUGGCGUGGGCACCCCUGGAUGAUCUCAAAGCGAUGUCAUCAGAGCCAAAGGACAGCCACACUUUCUUCACCAGAGAGUUCAGCGGCCUUUCUGAGUUUAUCCCACUAGUGGUCCGAGGCAUUUGCAAAGACUUCACUGAGAAUAACUGAGAACACACACAAGGGUUUGCAUUUCUUUAUUUGUGAGGACCCUUACCUCGUCGUUCAUCCUCAUUAGAAAGUACUGAUUAAAGUCACAUGAACGACCAUUACAUUCACAUAAACACUGUCAGAACAACACGCGUAUCUACAGUGACAAAAGUUUCUACAGCAACAUCUUUUAUAUAUCUUAUUUCUUAUAUUCUUUUACACUGUGUACUCAGACAUGUAAAGAAACAGAUAUAUUUAAGGACAAUGGAUUUUCCUACAAUUUCCUACACAAAGUGUCCAACACUUGUUUUUUUGUGUGAGUACAACCACUUAUUUAAAUUUAUAAUCUCUAUUAAAUCAAUUAUGUUACCUGAACUGAUUUGCUCCAACCGACACUUAACAGCAUACUUUAACUGAUAUUGUUUGCACCUAAAGUAUGAAAACCCCACCACCUAUUUACUACAAGAUAUAGCUCUCUAUGACAUUCACAGUUCUCCAUGUAACAGUAACAGUAGUUCUAAUUGGCUCUCAUUUAAUAGUCUAAAAGUGAAAUGUGCCUUUGUAGCUUACCGAUCUCAAAUCAUAUUCUCUAAAAUAAAUCAUGAACAUCCUCCUAGCACAUUAUAACAGUGCAAUGAUUCAAAGUUUCACGAGCUAAAUAAUGACUCAAUUCCUUAAAAAUACACUUCUUAUAAAACUUGCCAUUAGCUAAACCCGUCAUAAAUUCAAUAACAUAUAUACAUCUGUAUAUAUACUGUACACAUUUAUUUACAAAUACAGAAAACACAUUAAUGUACAUAAAGGUCUCUUACACAUUAAAAUGUUAAUUCUAUUUAAAUUUUUCAACAAGCUGUUGGAAAAUCAUUCAAAAAUCAACUAAUUAAUAACAAUAAUUAGCUGUCUGUAUGAAAAUAUCAGUAACUCCUCACAAUGACAAGUCCAAUCUGAAGCCAUUACAGUGUGUAGCUAUAAAUAAAAUUAAAUUUUAAAAAAGCUAUAUGAAGGCAGAAAACAACAUGAAAGAAAAUUGCUAAACAAUAAUCUUCGAUCAGGUAUGAUUGUUUAAGAAAAAUGCUAGCUUUGUGCUAUAAAAGUUUUAAAAUAGGUUUUAGCCAUGGAGGGUAUAAGGAAUAUAUUCAUAAUCCAUGGAAUACAUUGAAUGAGGCAUUAUAAUAGAUUUUGAGCCCAAAAUACAAUCCCCAUUGUUAAUUUACAUGAAAUAGGCCUUAUAAUUCUGAGUAAAAAAAAUACUUUUCAAAGGUUACUUUGUAAAUAUGUUUUUUAUAUAUAUCAUGGGUAAUCCACUAACAGUAGUAUGUACAUUCAUGUUUAUAUCACAAAGCUGCUAAGAGAUUAUUCUGGAAUAUUUUCUAACAGCUAACAGUUUGUAGACAGAGCAGCUCUCCUGAUGAAUGUUUGUCUUGAAAAGCUUGCCGGGGGUGAAAGCUUUGCACAGCAGUCAUUUCCUGCAGGAAGGUGUAUAAAAUCCUCUAGUUUUUUUUUUUUCUUUUUCUUUACUUUGUCUGAUUUGUGGCAUCUGAUGAUUUCAACUUUUUAUAUAGACUAACCCAUGCCCUUAACUCCAUCUCACAGCCUUGCUCCAAUAUGAUCACAUGACUUUUCUUUUGGUAUAUGUUUUACCGGUGAUUGUUUGUUAAAUUCUGCCAAACAGAAAUAAAGUCUUUGGUCAUCUCCUAUUUGACAUAUUUUAUUUAACCUAUAAAGCCAUUUGGCACGUCUGUUAUUGUUCUAAUAUACAAACUGUGUAGAUGUCUGUGGAUUUCCUUAAGGUGCAGUCUCUUUCUCUGUAAUAUCUCAUUAACAAGGACAGAAGUGUUGCUGUGUUUACACUGUACACCUAGACACAUAAAUCUUUUGGUUUAUGUCAUUACUUUAGAAAAAUAUCAUUUAUUUAGCUUUGAGCAAGACUCAGAGCAGGACUACCUGUUUUUUCUCCAUUAUGAUUAAAAAUCUGCUGUCUGAACAACUACAGUUUUAAAGGUAGGGAGAUAUAAGAAAAUAGUGGCUGAAGUAGCUUGUUUUACUAAAUUUAUUGCAUUUUGUUUGCCAAUUUUUGCAUCUGUUUGCAUUUAGUCUUUGACAGAUUACAAACAACAUGUUUGUAAGUUGAGGCAGGGUGCUAGUUUAAAAGAAAGAAAGAAAAUGUUUCUUUUCACCAGUUAAGUAAUCAUCGUCAUUUCUGUCACAUUUAAAAUUUUGCCAUAUUGGAUUUUUAUAUCGAAACUAUAUUGAAGACAAAAAAUUCGUCUGUAAAUAAGUUCGGAAAAUUGUGCUUGUUAUCAUCACAAAAUCCCCUCUGUAUGGAAUCUGACACUUCAUCUGUCAGACAAGAGAUCAGUUCUUCUAAAAAUGUCCAUAUACUCAAUUUACACAAUUCUAAACUGAGGAAAGAAUUGGCCAAGUAUUUUUAAAUUGCGACUCUUUGAUGGAAACAUUUAACUGUAUUUAUUUUCUAUAUUUGCCAGUAGCUGUUUUCGCACCUGCUCCACUUGCCUGUGUUCAUGUUACUGACAUAGACAGGGCACCAUCUGGUGGCCAAAAUAUAGACAACAGGAAACGAUGAGGAACAGAGACGUGAGUUCAUUUACUGGAGUUUCUUCUUUAUUAUUGGCUGUUGCUCUGUUAACAAUGUAGCUGAUAGCUUGUUACUUCAGCAACAUGCUAAUCCAGUGAUAGAGGUCUGUGUCUCCAGGGACACUACAAACAGGAGUCUUCAUGCUUUAUAAAAUGUAGCCUAAUGUAAAUGUAAAGCCCUCUGUGUAAAUCAGUAAAUAAAA